UCGAGCUCGAGUUUUCCCGCUGACCGAGAGCAAAACGCCGGAGCUGAAGCUGAGGCCCAGAGAAGAGGAAGAACCAGAAGCAGGAACAGGAGCAGGAGAAGGAGCAGGAGAAAGCGGAGAAAGGAGGCAGGGGAAAGGAGCAAGGAGAAAGAGAGAGCGCAGAGGACCCAGCAGCCAGUUGUCCGAGGAGUGAAAUUCGAGGCGGGGCGCGAAGGAAGUGGGUGUACGAGUGCGAGUACGACUACGACUGCCAUAAAGUGGAAAUACGAAACGCCUUGAGGAAAGGCAGCGACGUCGGCCGAGGCAGCGACUGCGACGCCGGCAGCGGCAGAGGGACACGCGUCAGGCGGCCAAGCAAAAGGCAGACAAACAGGCAAAUCCUGCUGAGACGACACGACGAGUCCUUGCUCGUCGGUUCAAACGUGCGGAACACUCUUGGAGGCAGCCGAUAAAAUAGAAAAUAACACUAGAAGCAAAGCUAGUCCACAAAACACCACUCACACUCACCCAAAACAAGGGAAAGUUUUCGGAAAAAAAACGAAAAAAGAAAGCUAAUUACGAAAUUAUUCCCAGGAAACCCAAAACAAUAUUUUCGAAAAAUAUCCAAAGAUAUAUUCCCUAUCCAAGUGCAGUGACUCGUGUGCAAAAGUUAUCCAACCACAAUCCCCAAAGAAACUAAGUGCCGCAAGCUGAGAGAGCUAAACACGAAAAGUGCUAAAAGUUCCUUAAAAAUAUUAAUAACAAAAAGAAAAAAAAAACAAAAUAUUUGUUCAACUGCUUAUAAAAAUAUACAAAUUAUACAACAUAAAUAUUCGUUGCAUUUUAACAAAAGUAAAAAAAAGUGAGCAGCUCAAAAAGCGAAAGAGGGAAAACCAAAGUGCCGCGGAAAAACUAACUAAUAAGCUACGAAAUCAUACAAACGAAUGACUGGCCAGUGAAGAAAAGCUAACCCAAAGGCCUGCUAAAAUAAAAAGUAAAAUCAAAACUCCAAGGAACUGGAAUUGCUAACCGAAAAGCCGACGGAAGACAGCAACUAGUUGUUGUCAGAGGCCAACAACCAGGUUCAAACGGCCAUAUACCUAUACCCAUAUAUGUGUACCCAUCAUACCUAUACCAACUCCGACUUUCCGACUUCACCUACCCAAGCGAAACCCAAACUCCCCGGCCAGAGUAGACAAUUGAUUAUUGAUUUUGUCUAAGGCUGCAAGAACUUCACAGCUUAACGCAAAACAAACUUGGCAGCAGGGCAACAAAGGGCGACGAAAGACGGGGGGAAAAAACACACACAACGACAAGAAAGGGCCGUUGAAAGGCAGCCAGAAAAAGCGGAAAAGUCGGUAGCUCGGAAAAGUCCGAUACCGGAUCGGCCAGUGUUGUGCAAUGCCAGGCCUAGGCCGGCACAGUGUUGGUCAGUGGUGUGGGGCCUAAAGGCCCAGCCAAAAAGCCGUGUGAAAAGCAUCGAAAACCCAUAGAGAAACAAUCCAGAGAAGGCUCUUAGCACUGGGAUUUUUCCCCACCACCAGCCCCAAAAAAACCACCUGCCACUCUAUCAUCAAAAAACCAAGACCCCCCGCCCCCAAUUGUAUUCCCCCUGGUAAACCCACCCCGAACCGCCAAGAUAAGCCGUCUAAUCGAGAAGCUGCGCCAGACCAACAAACGGAAAAUGUUCUGCUCGCUGGCCCAGACGCUCUUCUGCGUCCUGCUCAUCCAGGGCGGCCUCUAUGCCCUCCACCUGAGCGGAAACGGAAAUGGCAAUGGCAACGGCAACGGCGAGAAGUCCCUGGGGGAGGCCAAGGCGGUCCAGGUGCCCAGUCAGCCGCUGGGACCCUCGACGGGAGUGUCCGCCGCCUGGCAGACGGCUCCCUCGCAGCAGCAGCAGCACCAGCAGCAUCCCGGAGGAUCUCCGCCGGGCGGUGGAUCGGGGUCACCACAUGGCCACAGGUCCGCCGCUGCGGCCGCCUUCGAUGCCACCACCGUGCGGCUGAACAAGGAGAUAGCGGACAUGGCCCAGCUGGAGCGGGAACGCCUGAUGCUCCUCGCCCGCGCCAAGCAGACGGCGGAGCAACAGCCGGCGGGCAACGGCAAUGGCAAUCACCGCGGCCAUCCCUUCAUCGCCGGCCGCAUACAGAUGCAGCCCAGCGAGGAGCUGGACGUGGGCGACUAUCCCGCCCUGCUGCAGCAGGCCGCCCGGGGCUACAUCUUCGGCAAUGUCCAGAAGCAGCCGCCCACUCCGAUCAGCCUGGAGCAGGACUACGAGCAGCUGAGGGACCUGGAGAACAGGCCCGUCAAGUACUACGGUCGAGUGGUGCAGCCGGCGGACAGGGAGGAGCCUGCCGAGGCGCUCUACGAGCCACUGCACUCCUACGGCGACUUCGAUGACUUCUCGGAACUGGAGCAGGAACAAGAGCAGUUGCAGCCGCACUUGGGCGAGGACGAGCUGCUGCGGGAACUGGAUGCCUACCAGUAUCACGGCCUGGAGGAGGAGUCGCUCCCGGAGAAUCCCUACCGAACGCUGGAACAGCUGGAACUGGGCGCACCCGACUCCCUGCAGCAGCUCUUCGAGGCGGAGCAGGAGCAGCGAGACGCCCCCUACAAGGGCAAGGCCCAUGGCCCCGGUAACUACAACAUCAGGGUUCAGCAAAAGUGGGCCAGGAAGAGGAAUGGCCAGGGAAUCGCUCAUAGUCCCGAGGCAGAGAAACAGUUGCAGCGCCAGAUCUUCGCCCAGCACUUCAAGCCGCAACGGAGUGGAAAACUAUCGCUUUCGGCCAACUCGGAGGCCACGGCCAGCAAGCACCCCAAGCCAUCCAGUCGCUCCGGCUCCAAGGACACCGAGAAGCCCCCUAAAGAGGGAACUACCUCCGCCGGCAAGCAAACAACCGGCGAUGGAAUAACCAAGCAGCAGGCGGAGCAGCAGACACCGCAGGACAAAAAGGAUCCCAGCCACAAGCGAUCCGGAUCCGGUUCAGCGGGAUCCGUGGGAUCUGCAGGAGGCGGCUACUCCGCGCAGUCACCCAUGUCCCACAGCAUAGCCAGCCAGCUGAUGCUGCGCACCGCCCGCGGUCAACGGCAGUACGAUGUGCCACAAAUCGAGUGUCCCACCGCCAUGGAUGGCAUGGAGCGGUUCGCCUGCCCGAUACCCGACCGGCAGGGCAGAUAUCGCUGCAUAGACGAUCAUGUGCUGUGCGAUGGCUUCAUCGACUGUCCUGACGGCGAGGACGAGGACCGGAGAUCCUGCAUGUUCUACAAGACGACGAAGGCUCACUUGGACGUGUUAGCGGAUGCGUUACUGCGCUGGGCGCGAGGGCGUUAAGCUCCAACCACCCCACAAACAACACACACACUCUCUAAGACAGCCACACCCCAAACACACACCCCCACUCAAGAUACACCUAGAACUCACGUUAAAGUUUAAACACAGGAAUGACAAAAAAUUAGUUUUAACUUGCCCCAAGUCAAGCAAAGACCUAUUAAGUUUAAACAUUACUCAAGAACAACACACACAGACAAGCCAACCAUCCGCCUGUCCUUUGACAUGAG
Messenger RNA from Drosophila takahashii, 3537 nucleotides. RefSeq names its product jelly belly (gene jeb). Gene Ontology annotation, molecular function: protein binding; transmembrane receptor protein tyrosine kinase activator activity. Lineage: Eukaryota; Metazoa; Arthropoda; Insecta; Diptera; Drosophilidae. The record is from RefSeq and is a predicted model, not a curated record. Gene Ontology annotation, cellular component: terminal bouton. Gene Ontology annotation, biological process: positive regulation of MAPK cascade.